CGAUCCCAUUCCAAACAAUCAAAAUUCUAGGGAGUAUAUACUCCGUAAUUUUUAUAGCACAAANACCCCCCCCCCCCCCCCGCUGUCUCGAGUCUCGAAGUGGAACAAGGUAGAAUUCUAUCCCUCCCUCCCUCCCUCGUGCCGUCAGUCGUCAUUCUGUAAAAUUCUCUCUCAGAUAUGUUUCUUAUCGUCUCCCCAAUCUAAUCUCUCCCUUUCGAUUCGACUCUCUCCAAUAUAGAGCUCCGUAAAGGCUUUGGGUGAUACUCUUUGCAACAUUGCUACUCUUUUAGAAGUUACUUUGUGCUAGUAGAUACUAUUUAUUUAUAUAUAAAUACAUUUUAAAAGCAGUAGAACGAGGAUGAGCUUUUUGGGAAAAGAGAUUCCUACCAGUGGCAAAAAUUUAACUUCUGUCAAGAAAACAACUUUGAAUCCAAAUGCAGCAGAAUUUGUUCCCUUCUCACUCGCAUCGCCCUCUGGCAAUACGGCCAAUAAAGAUUUAUCAAAUUUUGCUGAUCCAAGCACAGCCACAGGGAAGUCCCAAUUAGAUAGAUCAGAGUCCUCUGUUUCAAACAACUCAGAUGAUGAGGUGCGCCAAUAUUGGCGUUGCCGUCUCCCUGAUGACAUUACAACUGAUUUCGAGGUCGUGAGGCAAGACGAUGAUCAUCCCAUCACCAAUCUCCCCUUUUCCAACUUGUCCUUAACUGAUAUCACUAAUACUUCAAGGUUGACUGCAUCAACAGGCAGUGCUUUUAUGACAAAAGAAGAGCAGGGCUUAUUGCCUCACCAAAUUAAUGGUACUAGAUUUGUUGAAAAUACAACAUAUCCUGCUUCUUGCUUUACUGAAGAUGAAUCCGCUACAAGUUUUAAUCUUUUGUCUGGUCAACAUUGGGAGAAACAACUUCUGAACAAUCAUAAAUUUCUUGCUAAUGCUAGAGAGGCACCUCCCUAUGAUGUGAACUCAAGAAAUGAUUUUAUCACUGAUAUGUUCAAUGAGCAACCGUACAUGGAGGAUCUAUAUAUAAACCCUGUUGAGUUCCUUGCUUCACAAUUUCCUGGUUUUGCAUCUGAAAGUCUUUCCGAGGUUUACUAUGCUAAUGGAUGUGAUUUGAACCUGACAAUUGAGAUGCUUUCACAACUUGAGCAACAAAUUGAUUGUGAGAUGAAUCGGAAUUCAAAGACUUUACCUACUCCUAAUCUGAAUGCGAUGGAUUUCCCUGCCCUUUCAGUGGCAGAUAAUGAAAACAGCCUCCUGGAUUACUCUGGAGAUGAUCUUCAACAGGAUUUUAGUCCCUACAGGCUAUCAGGGAAAGGUAGUACCGUUGCAUUCAAGUCUGCUUCUUCUCCUCACAGAGGCUCUCUUGAUUUUGCUUCUGCCGUAAAGAAGAUGCCUUCUCAAAACCCUAGCAUCUGGAAGCCUGAGAAACAUGGAUCUAAUGAUGCAAGAGUUGGAUCAAGCAGAAGUUCACAUGGGCUGACCAGCCCUUACAAUGGUAGUCAAAGUAGAGGAGUUUAUGGUGAUGGGUUACAAAGCCGAGGGGGGUUGACUCGUGCAGCUCCUGUUUGGCUUGAAACUGGAGAAACAGUUGCAAAUAUGUACACUGAGAUGCGGGAAGAAGCUCGUGACCAUGCACGCUUGCGCAAUGCAUACUUCGAGCAGGCUCGCCAGGCUUACCUGACUGGCCAGAAAGCUUUAGCUAAAGAAUUGAGUGCAAAAGGCCAACUGCACAAUAUGAAGAUGAAAGAUGCUCACAGCAAAGCUCAAGAAUCUAUAUUCCGCUUAAGGAAUCCAGAGAUGACAACCAAUGUCAGGGGACGGGAAAAAAUCAUUGACCUGCAUGGGCUUCAUGUUUCUGAAGCCAUUCACGUCCUCAAGCGCGAGCUAUCUCUUCUGAGAAAUGCAGCAAGAUCAACCGACCAGCGUCUGCAAGUAUUCAUUUGUGUUGGAACUGGGCACCAUACCAAGGGUUCAAGGACUCCAGCCAGACUUCCAACUGCAGUCCAACGCCACCUCCUGGAGGAGGAGGGGCUCGACUUCUCUGAGCCUCAACCAGGCCUUUUACGGGUCGUUAUUUACUAAAAAAGUCAAGGGAAAAUGCUUUACAGGUUCUUGUCGCAGCCCCCCCCCCCACACACACACACAAACACACACACAUUAUGGUACCUGUAAACUAUAAGCAUGUAACUAUGUAAGUGCAACCUCUCGAGUAGGGUGAGAAACGUAUAGGUGGGAUGAAACCUGAGAGGAGACUCAUUUGUAUGAGGAAAAUGUAAUUUGUUCAAUAGGUCAGUAUGUUUUUUAAAUAGUUAUUUUUUUAGACUUGCAUUUGUCUCUUAGUUUUUUUGGGGGGGUUUAAAUUGCCCAGUGUAACUGAUUGUAUUCAUUUACUUGAUAGAUGACCCAAGUGUCAGUUUGAAAUUUG
Cuscuta campestris is the source of this 2420-nucleotide messenger RNA. NCBI's taxonomy places the organism in Eukaryota, Viridiplantae, Streptophyta, Magnoliopsida, Solanales, Convolvulaceae. The record is from the annotation of a GenBank genome assembly.